AUGGUCCAGGCUAGAGCAGCAAAGAACCUCUGGGUCGCCGCGUCCGACGGCGACAUCGCGCGCGUUCAGGAGCUGAUCGCCUCUGGCGCGACGGCAAACGACAAGGACGAGCACAGCUACACGCCGAUGCACGCCGCCGCGUCGUACGCGCACCUCCCGCUGCUCGAGUACCUCGUCAGCGUGGGCGGAGACGUCAACCUGCCCGACGACGACGGGGACACGCCGCUCUUCACGUGUGAGAGCGUCGACGCCGCGCGCUGGCUCGUCGAGCACGGCGCCAACGCCGCUCACCGGAAUGACGAGGGACAGACGGCCGCCGACAGCGUCGAGGACGAGCACCCAGCCGUCGCCGCCUACCUCCGCAGCGUGACGGGCGAGGCGGCCCCCGCUGCCCCAGCCGGCGCCGAAGUGUCCCAGUACGCUGUGGACCAGUACGCUUCCCGCCAGACCGACGACCUGCUGGCCGAGACGCAGCGCAUCAUGGAGGAGGCGGAGCGCGAUGGUACCGACCCCGAGGAGAGACUGCGCGAAGUUGUUGGCCGGGCGGUGCGCCAGGGCUUCAACUACGGUGGCGAGCUUGGACACGCUGCCGAUGACGCUGCGGCCACCGGCGACGACGCAAAGCGGGCGCGUGGAGAGUAG
Vanrija pseudolonga is the source of this 642-nucleotide messenger RNA. RefSeq names its product Ankyrin repeat-containing protein (gene SPCP1E11.10). The transcript has 3 exons. Gene Ontology annotation, molecular function: protein binding. The record is from RefSeq and is a predicted model, not a curated record. Lineage: Eukaryota; Fungi; Basidiomycota; Tremellomycetes; Trichosporonales; Trichosporonaceae. The coding region runs from base 1 to 642 and encodes 213 amino acids.